AUGGAUGCACCUUUGACCCGUGGUCCUUUGGCUGAAAGACUGCAAAAGGAACAGACAAGAGUGCAUCCAAUUAGCAGUACUCCAUUAAAUACAUCACACAAUUCUAGUGUUGUUUCGAUGAAAACACCCAGCAAAGGGUUGAACAGGUCUGUGGCAAGUCUGGGACAUAAGUCCCAGCCAUGCAAGACUCCAGGAUCUGGAGGACGAAAGAAAACUCCCGGCAAAGGUGUGAGAACUCCCUCAGCAGCAGAUAGAUUUAUUCCCAACAGAAAUGCAACCCAGUUUGAUGCAUCACACUAUAAGCUCUGCACGCAGACCCAAGUAAAUGAAGAGACAUGGUCCACGAUGAGCCCGUCUCAACAAGAAUUUAAACAGGUUAUGGCGGAGAAUUUGAAUGGGGAAUCUUUGCAGAAGAAGAUCAUUUCUUUCAAUGAAAAACCUCCCCAAGCUCCAGAAGGUUACCAGAAUGAUCUGCGUGUCUUGUACAGCACUAGCAAGAUUGCAGGCAGCAUGAAGAAGAUGACCAGGUACAUACCUCAGGUGCCGGAACGUAUCCUGGACGCACCAGACAUUAUAGAUGAUUACUAUCUCAGUUUGAUAGACUGGUCAGUGCACAAUGUGUUGGCUGUUGCCCUGGGAGGAAGUGUCUACCUGUGGAGUGCUUCUACCGGUGACAUUACAUUGUUGAUGGACCUCAAAAGUCCCUCAGGAGAUUACAUCAGCUGCACAAACUGGACAGCAGAUGGGAACCACUUGGCUUUGGGGCUCAGUACAGGAUCUGUUGAGCUUUGGGAUGCUGCAUGUCAGAAAAAGCUACGAACAAUGAAUGGGCAUGCUGCAAGAGUAGGUGCCCUGUCAUGGAACUCUCACAUUCUCAGCAGUGGGAGUCGAACUGGCAGCAUUCAUCACCAUGAUGUUAGAGUGGCAGAGCACCAUGUAGGAACACUGCAAGGUCAUUCACAAGAAGUGUGUGGGCUGAAGUGGUCUCCUAGCGGGAAAUACCUGGCUAGUGGUGGCAAUGACAAUCUACUCAACAUAUGGCAGGCGGGCGGCGGCUCGCUGUUGACCUCCAGUGAACCUUUGUACACAUUUAACCAGCACCAGUCAGCUGUGAAGGCUUUAGCAUGGUGUCCGUGGCAACCUCAUGUCCUGGCCAGUGGUGGAGGGACGGCUGACAGACAUAUUCGAUUCUGGAACUGUAAUAAUGGUGCAAGUCUGAGCUCAGUGGACACCCGCUCCCAGGUGUGUGCCCUGUUGUGGUCUGAAGAAUACAAAGAGCUGAUAUCUGGUCAUGGAUUCAUGCAAAACCAACUCAUCAUUUGGAAAUAUCCUUCUAUGAGCAAAGCUGCCGAGCUCACAGGUCACACUGCUAGAGUCCUUCACAUGUGUCUCUCCCCUGAUGGUACAACAGUUGUCUCUGCCGGAGCAGAUGAAACCCUGCGACUGUGGAAAUGCUUUGCCGUGGAUGAGCAGACGAAAAAGACAAAAUCAAAAUCACAGGGUGGCGACGCAAGAUCCUGUUUGAGGCUGCACAUGAGAUAA
Molecule: messenger RNA, 1542 nt
Organism: Candidula unifasciata
Lineage: Eukaryota; Metazoa; Mollusca; Gastropoda; Stylommatophora; Geomitridae
Source: the annotation of a GenBank genome assembly